Armigeres subalbatus is the source of this 2284-nucleotide messenger RNA. RefSeq names its product acrosin-like. Bases 202 to 1824 code for a protein of 540 amino acids. Lineage: Eukaryota; Metazoa; Arthropoda; Insecta; Diptera; Culicidae. The transcript is spliced from 6 exons. Gene Ontology annotation, molecular function: serine-type endopeptidase activity. Gene Ontology annotation, biological process: proteolysis. The record is from RefSeq and is a predicted model, not a curated record.
UCACAUUUCCAGUUUAGUGAGGAACUGAAGCCUUCAUUCAAAAUUCGCGUUAAUAAGGUUAACAAAAAAAUAUUUCCAGUUAUGGACAGGAAAACCCAUUAUAGUAUUGUAGCUUCCAUUAAUUGAACGACAUUAAUAAUCUGUGCGGUUUUUAUCAUCAUAUAUAAAGCUCUCACAAUUAGAACAGUUUCUUCCUACACCAUGAAAACUUCGACGACUCUGUUGGUGCUUUCAGUUGCAGUUGUGAGUGGAACCGGAGGAAAUACAUUUUUUGGAAGUGUUGCAUCAGAAGACUAUUAUCUAAGAAAUAAUGUUUUCGAUUGCCCUAGAAGGUACUACCCACCACAGCCUCCACAAACCGAAUACGCUGUUUCUGGAGGCGUGAGAGCUUUUGAUGGAGAAUAUCGUCAUAUGGUCGCAAUAGGAUGGGUGUAUGAUGGCAACAUUAGGUAUUUGUGCGGAGGCAGCAUAAUUCACGAAAAGUUUAUACUGACAGCAGCACAUUGCUCCGCACCUGUUAAUGGGAUUUAUCCGACUACUGUACGAGCAGGAGACACUGACCUGGGAAGUAAUGAAAAUGAUUUUAUGGCUCAACAACGAAAUAUAUCGCGAAUUCUCCGACAUCCAUUGCAUCGCCACAUUAGAAGCUACCAUGAUCUUGCACUAAUCGAAUUAGACCAAGCACUGUCCUUCCAUUUACAAGUGUCUCCUGCUUGUCUAUGGCACGAAAAGUACAUUCCACAGGAGCCACUUAAUAUUGCUGGGUUCGGUGAAGUGAAUUUGGGAGAGGGUCCCAGUUUGACCCUUCAGCACGGUUAUGUGAUGGAUCGGCCCACAGAUGAAUGCGAGAAGAUGUUACCUUCCAGACGCAUUCCUGACGGGAUAUUGGAGAGCCAAUUUUGUGCAUCGCACGACACUAUGGAUACAUGUCGGGGUGAUUCAGGCGGCCCAAUCGAACUCAGAAGAAUUGACCUUUUCAAACAAGAGUUUUCUCUAAUCGUCGGUAUAACAUCAUUUGGAACGGCUUGCGGUAGUGGAUCUAUUGGAGUGUACACAAAAAUUUCGCAUUACAUAGAUUGGAUAGAAAUGCAAACGAAUCAAUCGUACGAGUAUAAUCAAUGUAUGUCUCGGAUUCUGCAUACGAAGUAUAAACCACAUGGAAUUACAUUUCUUCCCACAAACAAACCAUUCCCAUACGUUCAUCUGGUAAGGAAUCGUUCUGCUGAACUAGAAUAUGACUGUAUGGGAACUCUGAUCGACGAUCAGUUUGUUGUCACGUCGGCCUUUUGUGCUACGCAUGAAGCAGGCUCCCCGGAAUUCAUAUACGUACCGACCAAUCAAGAAUUCGUGCCUAUUGAAACAGUCAUCCCGCAUCCUCAGUACGAUGUGGAUACUCUGGCGAAUGACAUUGCGUUACUUAAGCUGGGCAAAUUUUUGGUACGAGAUCUCAAACCGGCUUGUUUGCCCGAACGGAAUUACUCAACUGACAAGCAGACCGUAAACUUCAUGCUGAACUCUAUUGGACCUGCGAUCAAUUAUUUUUUUAGACGUUUCAUACCUGAAAGUGAUCAAUGCCCCGAAUCUUUCGACGGAAUUUGUAUGCAAAACCCUCUCCCAUUAAUUCCCAAUAUCUGUCAGGUUAUGAAUGGUGCUCCCAUUUUGAAAGGAGAUGUAGACGGAACACCAUUUCUGUACGGCAUAAUGGACGCAAAUAAUGAUGAUUGUAAUGGAAAACUUCGAGGCACUUUGAUUGAGCCACAUUUAGAAUGGAUAGAAAGUGUUAUCCGACGUUAUCUCCGAAGGGAAGUUUUGAUUUUCGAUUAGUUUAAUAGUUUAAUGCAAUCCCACGAAUUUACUAUAUUUAGCAAAUACUAGAAGGAAAGCAUAUCUUCAUAGGCAGCUUGUGAUAUGUAUUUCAUUGUAGUAAAUAAAAUAUUCUGUACAGAGGCGCCAACUUCAUGAAAUUAUUGGGGGCCAUGGAGGCAUGAAAUUAUUCAAUGCUGGAAAUGAAAACAUUAAUGUAGUCGAUAAGAUUUGAUUUAGGACUUAUGAUAAACAUAUUUUAUUGAAAAAUACCAUUUUAUCAGUAAUACCUACCUUAUAAUCUACAUUAGAACAUAUGUGAAAUGUAGAUUACAAGGAAUUGCUGAUAAUGGUAUUUUUUAAUAGGGGAAUUGCUCCGUUUUCCACACCACUGAACUUAUAUUUAUCUCAUCGUGAAACAAAGUAAUACGGCACUAAUUUUGUCGCUUCUUUUUGCUAACAUGCGUGCUUACUGCUGAAA